Molecule: messenger RNA, 243 nt
Organism: Rhizoctonia solani
Lineage: Eukaryota; Fungi; Basidiomycota; Agaricomycetes; Cantharellales; Ceratobasidiaceae
Exons: 4
Coding region: 1-243 (80 amino acids)
Biological process (GO): mitochondrial electron transport, cytochrome c to oxygen
Source: RefSeq, a predicted model, not a curated record
AUGCCUCAGCGGGUCAUCCCGGGACAACCACCACCGUCACUUGCCUCGUUCGCGUAUUCCUCAAUGGCUAUUGCUCCCAUUACCGGCAAGCUUCGCAAGCGCCUCAUUCUCGAUAUUACGGCUGCACUUGGCCUAGGUACCGCAGCUGGCUACGGAUACUGGUACGGCAUCCACUUGCCCUCUGUUCGUCACCGCGAAGAGUUCUACCGCAAACUUGCCCUAAAGGCAAAGGAGGAGGCAUGA